Molecule: messenger RNA, 345 nt
Organism: Lottia gigantea (owl limpet)
Lineage: Eukaryota; Metazoa; Mollusca; Gastropoda; Lottiidae
Exons: 3
Source: RefSeq, a predicted model, not a curated record
AUUGAAGAUUUAAAAGAUAGAGUUAAAGAUAAAGAAGGUACUAUAGAGAGAAAGAGUAAACAAUCUCAGUCUAUUAAUAAAGAUAAGAGAAGAAUGGAAACUGAAAUGAUGGAAUUAAAAGAUUUAAUGGACGUUAAAGAAAGAAAAAUUAAUGUUUUACAACGAAAGGUUGAGGGAUAUGAAGAAAGUAUUAAACAGAAAGAUGAAUUAUUAGAUCAAGCUAAAUCUAGAAACCUAGCAAUAUUUACUAAUUCUAAUAAUGGUCUAGAGGAAUCAUUGGCAGAAAAAGACAGACAAAUAGAAAGAGAUAUAUGUUUAGAGAGUUUACACUCUCAGUGUUCCUAA